AGUAAUCUAGAUUUUUACGUGGAAGACCAGUCAGAGUUGUUGCGAUUUGGCGUACAUGUAAACAAACAUUCGUUUUACUAUUUAUUAGUGGAGAGGAAGGGAGUGGGCCUAGAUAGAGUAGAAAUCUUUUCUAGAUAAAAGUGUCAUUUUUGUCUGCAGUUAUGUCCUCAACACCAAGGAAUGAAAACGAUGACAAUCUGAGUGAAUCCUGGGUGGAGUUGAACUAUGCUCAACAAGAUGCCCUGAAUGGCAGCCAUGGCCGACCAAUGAUCAACAUGAACAGAGACAGCAUGGAAAAACUGCUGAUGGAAGCACAGAGAGAAUCACGCAAUACUUCAAGAGGAAGCUCGCAAGGAGGAAGCCCCAAAGGACCUCACAGUCCUAUUGCAAGUGCUCCAGGAUCCAUUGCUCCAGGUUCAUCUGGUAGUGGAACAUCAUGUGGAUCUUCCAGUGAAAAAGCUCCAGGCAUGCCAUUACUUCCUGGCCAAAUCGCCGGAAGAAGUGCAGAUUGGAUCUGGGAAUGGUCAAGUCGACCAGAGCUACGACCAUCGAAGGAUUAUAGUCGCUUGAAGCACCCUGAGAAAUCUGGUCUUAGUAUCCGCAAAUCUAAGGCAAUGAAGAGCGAACUCCUUUCAGCAGAUUUUCUUCGUGUUUUCAUACCAUCCAUGUUGUUAACAAACAUACUGUCCAUAGGUAUUGGUAUAUUUGUUGGUCUCCGCAUUGCUUCAUCAAAGUCAAGUUGAGUACCAAAACAAGUUAUUUUACAUGUCAACCUCAUCUAUUUAUUCUGUUGCAACUGCUAUUCAAAGUGAGGGACAUUAUUUAAUUAUCCAAUCAAAGAAGAUGAGAAAAUGAUGUCACCAUUUUGAUGGAAUUUGAUUUGCUGCUAGUUUAUUAUCCUCCUCAUUUGAUCACAGAAUUAUGAUUAUCUAGUAUUGUUAAGUGAAUAAAACAUCUGCUCUUUUGUGUUAUUAUUUUUUUUACACGUGUAUAUUUUGCUACAAUUUAAUAAAGAAGACUAUGAUUUUUAGUAAAAAUGGCAUAAUUAGAUAGUUAACGUAUUUCUUGUCUAACAAAUAAUGUGAUAGUAUAUGUUAUGUAGCUUCUUAUUAAUAGGUCCAUGGUUUAAAUAUGUAUGCAGAAUAUAAUGGAAUAGAUUUCCUUUUGUAGGUAGUGUAUGGUGGUUAUUAUUCUGUGGUGUGGUCAUAUUUAAUGCUGUAUGCAAAAUGGGCCUAAUACCACAUUUUAACGUUGACUGCCUAUUGGCUUUUACUGCGCCUCUGUGCAUUUUUAAUAUUUAAACUAGUAUGUCUAUGAUAAAACUCUGUAUAUAAUAUGGUUACAUAUAUUUAAUAAAAUAACCAAUACAUGUCUGUAGGUAUGAGAGACAAUUAAGAUAUAUUACUGAUUGCAAGAAGUAAAAGCCUAGUAUUAAAUGGUUUUCAAUUCUCAAUGCCAUAAAAAUCAGUCAUUUUACUGUCAUUCAUUCUAAGAUAUCAAGUAAUGGAGGUCACUCUUUCCUAGUAUCCUUGUAAAGGUGUUGCCUUGAUUUGAAAUUUUUUCUAAUUUUUUGGACAGCAUUCAGAAAGUUGAACUUUAUGUUAGUCAUAGAAAAAUUGGAAAAGUAAUAAUGUAAACAUAACUGCCAGGUUUACAGAAAUUAAAUGUGGGUCGAGAACAUUAGGAAUUGAUUCAAAAUAGAAGAGCCAAAAAAUAUUGGUGAAAUUUUAUCAAAUUCUGUACAUUCUUAUCAUGACGUAUAAACUAGAAAAAUGGGGAUUUGCCUGAAAAUGUAAGUUUUAACAAUGUAACAUUUCUUGAAAUAGAGGUAUCCAUGUAAACAAUACGUUUCCAGCACAAUAAUGUUAAAUCAUGGUACAAUAACAUGUAAAUCAACAGAUAUAAACCACAAAGAUGUUGUGGUUAACAUGAGAUAUGGGAUAUGGGAUGAUUAUGUUAAAUAAAGAAUCUCUGUCAAAAGUUCCCUGUAGGGUGAUACAGUGUUCCAAUUAUGCCUUCAGUACUGUUAAUUUCGAAGUUAAAAAUAAAAAAAUUAAAUUAAAUAAAAUUAAAAAAAAAAAACAUUUUAAAUCUAGAGUAUAAAUUUCAUGUAUAAGAUUUUAUUUUAAUCAAAUAUGUUUGGAUUGCGCCACAGGCUCUUGUAAGUUCACAGUUUUUUAUGAAGAGAAAAUAUUUUUCGUCAGAAUGAGGCGUUUUGAUAAGCUGAACUUUUGGUUGCUUUGUAUUCAAAUUAAUAUUUGUUUUUUGUAAAUAGGGUUUAAAGUAAAGAAGUUGAAAAAUGCAUUGAUAUUAAAAUUAUUUAGCAAAAUUGAAACAUUUCCUCUCAGGAUGAUAUAAUUUACUGUUUGGCUCUAUCUGUGUUUAAAAUGUUUAAUUAAGUAUUCUUGAUUUUAAAGAAGCGAUUAAGUGUAAAGAGUCAUUAAAAUUUGCAAACAACGCC
Anneissia japonica is the source of this 2461-nucleotide messenger RNA. Its product is annotated as BCL2/adenovirus E1B 19 kDa protein-interacting protein 3-like. The record is from RefSeq and is a predicted model, not a curated record. Gene Ontology annotation, biological process: mitochondrial outer membrane permeabilization; positive regulation of apoptotic process. The transcript is spliced from 6 exons. Lineage: Eukaryota; Metazoa; Echinodermata; Crinoidea; Comatulida; Comatulidae. Bases 162 to 743 code for a protein of 193 amino acids. Gene Ontology annotation, cellular component: mitochondrial outer membrane; nucleus; mitochondrial envelope.